AUGCACGAUUAUUACCUUUUCCCAAGGUUCCCGGCGCGAAAGCCGAGGUCUCACUUUUCAAAAAGCACGCCGAACACCGAAGAGGAGGACUCCGUUAACAGGGGGCUAUCUAAGAACGCCCGGCUGACAUCGUCGAACGUCCCGAAAGACGCGGCCGUACACUUCGGGAACUUCUACGGUGUUCAGGAAAGUUCGAAUAAACCGCAACCAGGGAGAAUCAAGGGUUCCUUGGAGCCUGUCCCGCAGCCUGUGCGAAUCGCACCGAGAUUAGAGUUCACCAGACAGAUGGUUCACAAAUUAGAACGAACAGCGGGGACCGAUGAGUACGCGAGACAAGUGUCCGCUUUAUUGGAGGAGACGGUCGAGCCGCCGCAUUUCAGGCUGCAUUCCGUACCGCCCGAGAAUUCGAUUCCCGAUGGCAGACAGAAUCCCACGGGAUAUCCGUUGUGGUACAAGGAACCAUAUAAAAUUCCAUUCUCCUCGGACGAGAUUUACAAGAAACUUUUAAGCGAGAAAUACGAUAACGCGAAAGGGGGAAAGGACGUCUUCGACGAGGAACUCUCGGAUAAUAACUCCAGCGAGGAAUCUACCGAAGAAGAGCAAAUAGACGAUUUCUUCCAGGAUCCUACUGAAAAUAAUUUAGUAAAGAAAGUGAAAUCGAUGUUGAAUGCACUGACCAGUGCUUCGACUUCGGCUACCGAGGCGAAAGACACGGACGAUACUUCUUCCGACUCUAGAAGCGAGAAGAUUUCAUUUCAUUGUGAAUAA
Molecule: messenger RNA, 768 nt
Organism: Dufourea novaeangliae
Lineage: Eukaryota; Metazoa; Arthropoda; Insecta; Hymenoptera; Halictidae
Exons: 3
Coding region: 1-768 (255 amino acids)
Source: RefSeq, a predicted model, not a curated record